This is a messenger RNA of Chaetomium strumarium, 684 nucleotides long. RefSeq lists its product as uncharacterized. The record is from RefSeq and is a predicted model, not a curated record. The transcript is spliced from 4 exons. The coding region runs from base 1 to 684 and encodes 227 amino acids. NCBI's taxonomy places the organism in Eukaryota, Fungi, Ascomycota, Sordariomycetes, Sordariales, Chaetomiaceae.
AUGUCGGUCCGAGUUCUCGGGGUGCUGUCUCAAUGCUUGUACAUUUUUGAACUCACGAUUGCACGUAUUGCAAUAGGACAUCUUAGCCCUGCCACGAAGGCCAUCCAUCCGACGACCACCAACGACUUGGACGUUAUUAUUAUCCUUCGCAAUUCGGGCGCGCCGUUUACGGAAGCCGCUACUGAAGAUCCCUUCACCUUCGCGGCAGGUCCCAUUAGGUAUGAAUUACAGUCGACUGGCGGACCUGGCAAGAAGAACAAGAAAAAGAACAAGAAAAAGGAAAAAGGGCCAACUAGAGACGCUGCUAUCGAGCAAAUCACUGCUACCGAGGAAGCCCUUGCCAUUAAGGAGGCCACGACUGAAGAAGUUGUCACCAUCGAGGAAGCCUCACCAGAAGCCCCUGCCGAGGAGGCCCUAACCAUCGUUACAGGAGAGCCUGCCACCGAAGCGGAAUCCGUUGUUGAUGCUGAACUCGUGGCGGAACUAGAUAAUUUGCAGGGAGGUCGCUCCGAGGAGCAAGAAGACGGCCGACAUUUCUCGGACGUAUCGGGAAUGCAACUGCAAGUUUCAUCGAGGCACCUGAUCCUGGUAUCUCGCUACUUUCAGGGUGCCCUAAACGGUCCCUGGAAAGAAGCGACGUCCGUCUCAGCCGACCGCUCCCGUCACGUAUUUGCUGCCGACUAG